Molecule: messenger RNA, 2688 nt
Organism: Aspergillus candidus
Lineage: Eukaryota; Fungi; Ascomycota; Eurotiomycetes; Eurotiales; Aspergillaceae
Product: putative Ste20-like serine/threonine protein kinase
Exons: 5
Coding region: 177-2276 (699 amino acids)
Biological process (GO): protein phosphorylation
Molecular function (GO): protein kinase activity; ATP binding
Source: RefSeq, a predicted model, not a curated record
CCUGAACAUUCCAACACCCCCUUCCCCCUUGCAGCUCCAUUCGUCUUUAUUUGUGUUGAUCCAGGAGCUUAUCUGGAUGUAUCAUUCCUUGGCUGUGGGCUGAGCUGACUGACAUCCCAGGUGUUUUGUCCAUCUAGAUCUCGACUACCCCAGGCAAUCGUUACAGCACCGCAAACAUGGAAGGCCCCGUCGAUCCCGAGUCGAUCUACAUGAGGCAGAAUUGCAUCGGUGGUGGCAGCUUUGGAAAAGUUUAUAAAGGAGUCGAUAAGCGAACUGGUGCCUCGGUCGCAAUCAAAAUCAUCGACGUUGAGAAUGCCGAGGACGAAGUCGAAGAUAUCAUCCAGGAGAUUGCUAUCUUGUCGGAACUUAAUUCUCCCUACGUGACCAGAUACCACGGGUCUUAUUUGAAGGGUUCCAAAUUGUGGAUUGUCAUGGAAUUCUGCUCCGGCGGCAGUUGCUCCGAUCUCAUGCGCCCGGGAACCAUCCCCGAGGAGUAUAUCAUGAUCAUCGUCAAGGAGUUGCUCCGCGGGUUGGAUUAUUUGCAUCGCGAUAAGAAGUUACAUCGAGAUGUUAAAGCGGCGAAUAUCCUCCUCACCUCGAACGGUCAGGUCAAACUGGCGGAUUUCGGCGUCUCGGGCCAAUUGUCUGCCACCAUGACCAAGAAGAACACCUUUGUGGGCACGCCAUUUUGGAUGGCCCCGGAGGUGAUCAAGCAAUCGGGGUAUGAUUACAAGGCCGACAUCUGGUCGCUUGGCAUCACUGCUAUCGAGCUUGCCACGGGCGAGCCUCCGUAUUCCGACAUACAUCCCAUGAAGGUGCUCUUCUUGAUCCCCAAAAACGCACCACCCACGCUGCAAGGCAACUAUAGCAAAUCUUUCAAAAGUUUUGUCGACCUGUGUCUACGUCGCGAUCCCAGAGAACGCCCAUCGGCUAGAGAAUUGCUGGAGCAUCCGUUUGUCAAGAGGGCCAAAAAGACUAGCUACCUCACCGAGCUGAUUGAGCGUUCGGAGCGCUGGAAUGCCAUGAACGGCAAUAAGAACGGUGAGGACGAAGACAGAGGCACCCUGGACCACACGCCGAGCCAGAUGGUCGCCAACGAAGACGACGACGAUCUGUGGGACUUUGGCACCGUCCGCCCGGCAGGACGAGCUCCCGGCCUCAAACCCUUGAAAGAGGCAGACAUGAACACCCGCAGCAACGAGCCAGUAGAGUGGGACCUGAAAGAUAGCACUCCCGAGGAGACGCCCAGGCCAGAAGCCAGUUCAUCGUCGAAAUUGGAGUCACCGAAGAAAGUCUCCGCAGCACCCAGAGCCUUGUCCCCCGCCAAAGUCCCACUACCCCCUUCCCCCGUGAAGAAGGCACCCGCGGAGGCUGGACCCCAGACGCCUGCACAUCUGCACAGACCCAUUCAGCAGCAACCGAAAGAAAGCCCAGGCAGUGACUAUGACAGGGUUCUUCAGCAGGCACUGGCCCAGGACCUAUCUUUUCUCCAGCUUGACCAAUCCCCAGCCACUUCCCUGAGCUCUGGGGUGCGUCACACAGCUGCGAGCAGUCAAGGUCCCCAGCAGGUUCCUCUACCCCAGUCAUCGCCUGUUCUGUCAUCCCAGGACCACAUGCCGCCAUCGCCCUCACCCUCACCAUCACGGAACCCUCUAGGGCCGGCCGCCCGGUCUUCGAUGGAGCCACGUCUGGAUCAACGCCAGAUGCCUGCCAGUCCACAGUCAAGACCUCCGCCGACCCCACGGCACUCUUCGCCUCCGAUUCAGCCACAAUCGUCUCCACGGCUCCAACCAGAGCCCCUGCGCAGUCAGCAGCCCUUGCGAAGCUCGCAGCCUUUCCGCAGCUCACAGCCUGCCGGGAUCUCCAGCAACUUCAGCCAGCUCCACAGGAGCAUUGACGCCAGCUUACAGGUUAUCAUGAAUGGGCCACGAUCAAAUGAGCUGACAGCUCUCAACGGCGUCAUAGUCCCGGCAUUGAGGGCAGCCAUCCGCCGUCGCGCCCGUCGCUACGAACAUGUUGCGCGCAACUCGCAGCUAAACCCCAACGAAAGCACCUUUGAUGAACAAGAGUUUCACGCGCGCCGAGCUUAUGUCCAGGAGAUGAUGGAAGCCCUCGUGGGUGACUUGUGCGGACUGUUCGCCCGGAUUGACCGUUGGGACGUCGAGGCACCCGUCGGCAUGGGCUCAGAUGUCGGGACGUUCUUAGAAGGGUUUCUCGAAGAAAUGUUAGUUCGGAUCGAACCAGCUGACGAUGACCCAACUACUGUCGGACGCUAGGUCUCACCGGCUCUCCUACUCUCUUAUCUGGCCCCAACAGCGCUAGAGUGUCGGCUGCCUGCCUGUCAGUCGGUGGCCGGCUGAACACGAUUCUUACGAUAUGUGGAAUGUAUCUCAGUUCGACACGGCCGUUUGUUUCUCCUCUGUUCUGUUGUGAUGUGCUGUGCGUCACGGCUUCGGGACUCUGGAUUCUCUUCUUAGAGCUGUAUGAUCUGUGAAAUCGUUGUUAUGACUUGAAUGAUUUUGUUUUCUUUUCCCUUUUCUUUUUUUCUUUCCCUCCAUGUUCCCUUUCCCCUUUCCUCCCCUUGAUCUCGGAUGUCGAACCCGACAGGCAUGUGCAUAACAGAGUUCGGCGAAAGCAGAAUACAAUAAAAAGGAUUUGUUUCUUGUUGUACAAGAUAUUGUUCUCCGG